AUGAAAGCUCAACUCCAUGAUAUUGUAAUGCCAGAAGUGGAAGAGCCAAAAACAAAGCGCGCGAAAUUCUCGCGAAAGACGAAAAAGGGAUGGAAGAAGAUCGACAUCAGUCAGGAAGAAGCUGCUCUCGAGCAAAAACGGUUUGAAGAGAUCCAUUUUGGCGGAGAUCUUUCGAAAACAAAGGAUGAAGACCUUUUUGUCAUCGACAGAAAACCCGUUAAAAAGAAGAAAGAACUCGACAGAACUUGUUAUCAUGACAAAAUCCUGGCGAACAAGUCGAAAGUGGCCGCUGCUGUUCCGGUAGAAAAUCGUCCUGAAUCGAGAAAGUCCAUUCUCCACAAUGACAACAUGCUCAAACGAAAAGCAAAAAUUGUCGAUGUUGCUAGAACUGAUCUUUCGAAGAAACUGACGGCUGAGCAGAUUCUGGAAAAGAACAAAGGGUUGAACAACAACUAUGAUCUCUGGUCUGCCAAUACUCUCACGGAAAAACAAAAAUUCAUUCCAGCAAAGCAUGCAAAGCAUUUGAGAGGACUUGAGGGCGUCAAAGCACCUAAACACAUGAAAUUCAAGCCGAAAAUGAUGGAAAAGGUUGAAAAAGUCUCUGUAGCGCACGCAGGAGCAAGUUACAACCCGGACUAUGAUGAUCAUCAAGCCUUAUUGCUCCAAGAGCAUAACAAGGAAUUUAAAAAAGUCAAGAGCGAAGAUAGCUACAAGGAAAAAGCUAAACCGAAGAACGUCGCUACGGAGGAAGAAAUGGCGAGAGAAUCAAUGCGUGGCUUAGGAAUCCUGCCAGAUGAAGACGAUGAUGAUCAGUACGAAACUGAAGAGGAAAGCACAGAGCCGGGAUUUGUCAAGAAACCGGUCAGAGCUGAAGAUAGAAAGGACAAGAAACAGAGGCGGAAAGAAAAACGAGUUUUGGCAGCUCAGCGAGCGGUUCGAAGAAAGAAACAAAUGGCAAUUUUGCUCAACCAGUUUUACUCAAUCAAAAAGAUCAAGAAAGGCCUCCGAGAGCACGAAAAAGAGCUAGAGAAGCAGAAAGAGUUUAGAAAAGAAAAACAGGAGAAGCGCGUCCCUCGAAUCGGCGUUCUCAAGGCGGAUAUGAAUCCUGAUCAAGAUGUUAAACUUUCGGAAGAACUUGUUGGAACGCUUCGCCAGCUAGUUCCAGAGGGAAAUGUUUUGACCGACAGAUUGAAGUCUUUUGAAGCAAGAACGAUGCUUGAGCCGCGCAAAAAGCAGAAGCGACAUAAACAGGCCUUCAAGACCAAGUGGCAGCAGAAGAGGACUUUCAGAGAGUGGGACGAACAGUUUGAGAAGGAAUUGAAGAAGGAAGAAAAGAUGGAGAGCUAA
Molecule: messenger RNA, 1347 nt
Organism: Oikopleura dioica
Lineage: Eukaryota; Metazoa; Chordata; Appendicularia; Copelata; Oikopleuridae
Source: the annotation of a GenBank genome assembly